Prorocentrum cordatum is the source of this 2512-nucleotide messenger RNA. NCBI's taxonomy places the organism in Eukaryota, Dinophyceae, Prorocentrales, Prorocentraceae. The record is from the annotation of a GenBank genome assembly.
GUCUCGGAGGUCGCGGCAGGGGAGGUCGCGGCAAGGGCGCGCCAUGUGGAAGCGUCGGCCACGCUACUGGCGCAGCAGGCGGGGCCGACGGACGUGCCGCAGCAGGUAGUGAUGAUGGCGCAGCCCGUGGUUCAGACGGAGGUAGUGCUGCAGGUGCCGCCGAUGGCUCAGCACGUGGAGCUGACGGAGGAGGCGCCGCAGCUGGCGGCGCAGCGGAUGGAGCUGCCAGCGAUGCAUGUCCGCGUUGGCGGCCAUGAUUACACGUUCGCGUCGGGGGAUUGGAACAGCAAUAGAUUGGAGAUCUACGUUCCACCUGGCACUGAGUAUGACGAGCAGUCGUUGUUCAGUACAGUUUCGAGCGGCAUUGCGAAGGCCCUCGUAUUCAGAAACUUCACGGUGUACCAGCGGAAGAAAUGGAUGGGCGCAGACGAGGCGUGCUGCGACUUCGCGUUGCCGCUUCUGUUAGGGAACGUGCUGGUUGAGGCGUACAAGGUUUUCUGCGAUCGCAUCAACGGCCUGCCAUAUCGACCUGCUGCGCACCAUCCAGGUGGCGAUGCUCCAGCGGCAGCCGCGCUCGGCGCCUUGCUCGACGCUGGAGCCCUCCCCGACGAGGAGGCGAUGGAGGCUCGGCGAGACGAUGCAGUCAUCGACCCGAGGGGGCUGGCCCCCAUUGCCGUAGCAGCGGCCGAGGUCGCGAGGAAGCGCAAAGUAGCUUUGGAUUGGCUGAUGUGCAGGACCAGAAAUUCGCCAUGUUCCCAGGUCGUGGUGCUCAAGAUGAUACUGUCUAUCUUGCAGACAAUGCAGGCGGAGGAACUCUACAUCGGGUCCAAGAAGUGGGGGCGGCGCCAGGAGGCGCAAGCUGCGCGGCUGGCAGGGCAACCCAAUACGGGCAAACUGCUUCGCACAUACGCAGUGUUGGUGCACGCGGAAGGCGAGAUCGAAGCUCGAGCAGUGAAGAGAAUGCGGACCCUUCUUCUCGAGCAUCGCAUUUGGAUACUGUUGCGAGAUGGAGAUAUGACAAACGAUUUGAAAGCAGACGCAUUUACAAGCUUAUCGUCGGCAGGGGCCUACAUCGAGGACUUGAUCGCGGGCCCGCAUUCCCAACCACCGUGGACUUUGUUUCCCGUACUUAACCAUCCCGAGCUCGCAGAUGCAAUCCAGCAGACGCCGAAAUGCCAAUUGGACAGAUGGAGUAGGAAAUUCUUGGAAAGAAAUGACAUCCGCACAGACGAGGCCAAAAUGAAGCUCUUGGUGCACGCCAUCCUCAUUUCAAUGAACACUGAUCACCUCGAGGUCUCGAACUCACAUAUUCGCAGGAUUGUGAAAAAGCAUGUGCAAUGCCAGCAGGCUGAUCCAAUUGGGCUCGGUACGAAAUGGAUGGCUGCUUGCAUUCGCGCCUGGAGUACGGCGCCACGAGUUUCUGUGGAUUCUGGGGCAGACACCGAGGGCACCGACGAACACAAUCCUGGCGGUCCAAAGUAUGGUGGCGGCGGCGCAUGGCGUGCUUUCGUGAGGAAGCAGAGGUCGAAUGAUCUGGCAGAGGCUGGCCGCUUGUAUCGGGCCCUCAAGGACACCGUCGGUUCUGAGGUGCUGGAGCAGUGUAUCGCGGAGGGCAAGGCGGCCACAGAGAGGCGGCGAAGGGGGGAAUCAGCGUUCGGCAUGAAGCGUAGCAAGGUCGAUCGCCUGCAAGAGCAACGGUACUUGGUGGCCAGGAUGUCGGAGGGCAAUCUUGAGAGUGCAGUCGACAAGGUGAUCAGCGACGCGCAGACGUAUUCCUACGAUGUCGCCGAGACGAUGCUGCUGACCAAUAGAUUGCGCAAUACUCGUGCUGCAAAGCGACGCGAGGAGGAAGAGAAGGACUCCAUGGACAUUGCCGCCUUCGAGGCAGCUGCGGCCGAAGCUCGGCGGGGCGAGCUCGCCAGUCAGAUGCCCGAGGCUGCCAGCCAUGUUUCAGGACUGAGAGUGGUCCCUGGCCCCAUCCACGGCAUGAGGGUGAUGGAAGCCGACGUUGGGUCGGCUUGUGCAGACGCCACGGGUUUGAUUCAGUACGUGAAUGAUAUGCAGAAACAUCAGAAGAAUUUCAUGUCAUCCUUGGGUAAUUAUUGGAACUUCCUUCACAGGACGAUGCGCGACGAUGCCGCUGAUGCAGGCAAGUCGAGCGAUGAGGAGGAGGAGCAUCGCCAUGGUUGCUGCUGGGGCCUGGGCGUCUGCAUAUGCUCGGAUGCUGGGGCGCAGCUUUGGCGUUUUCGGAACUCAGUGCUGCUCGCCAUGAAGGCCAUGUGCCCGAGGAGCGGGUGCAACCGCAGGACGCUGCUCAAGGACGGUCACAUCGUCCUGCGAUUCGAGUCGUCGCUUGCUGACGGUGCAGAUGAUGCUUUGGCUGACUUCUGGGGUCUCGGCACGGACGUCCGCUAUUGGCACGUCAGCAGCCAAUCCUUGGCGCCAUUUGUGCCGCGCGUGCAGGAGAUGACCGUGGCCAGUGAUGAGGAGGCACUUGGCGCCAACCGAAGGG